Messenger RNA from Aspergillus viridinutans, 1608 nucleotides. RefSeq names its product putative G-patch DNA repair protein (Drt111). Bases 1 to 1608 code for a protein of 535 amino acids. Gene Ontology annotation, molecular function: RNA binding. NCBI's taxonomy places the organism in Eukaryota, Fungi, Ascomycota, Eurotiomycetes, Eurotiales, Aspergillaceae. Gene Ontology annotation, cellular component: precatalytic spliceosome. The transcript is spliced from 5 exons. The record is from RefSeq and is a predicted model, not a curated record. Gene Ontology annotation, biological process: mRNA cis splicing, via spliceosome.
AUGGCCUCGGAUUCGACCUCAUCCAAAGGGGGAGGCCUGUCUCUCUAUGCCAAUCUCCUCGACCCAUCGUCCAAUACAUCCUCUCCCGGAACAAUUUCUCGCGCCCCAGUCGUCUUCAAGCAGGCUUCGGAAGGCGACUCACAGACAGAUGAUUCAGCUGCCAAAAAGCAGCAAUUAAGUGCUGCUUCUCUUCGAUUUCAGCCUACGAAAAGACCACAGCUAGCGGCUCAGAAGCCUAAGCCGAAACCAGCGCUGCCAAAGACGACCCCUGCCGCUGCGUCUGCGCCGGCUCCCCCCGUGAAGACCACUCUUGCGGACUGGGCAGCAACCGAGGAAGACGAUGUCAAUGGAUUCUACGUUGGCGAGAAGAGACAGCGCGGCGGACGUAAAAAGCGCAAGAAGAACCGGGAAGCGCAGGCGUUCGUCCAGAAUUGGGACGACAUCUACGACCCUUCAAGACCGAACAUCUACGAAGAGUAUAAGCAUAGUGAUGAGCAGAUUGCUGAGGUGCGCGAGUGGAAAGAUCGCCUCUACGCACAUCGGAUGGCACGGUCGCCGAGCAGGGACUCGUACAGCGACGAUGAAUCGAGACCACUGAACAGACAAUUUGCGCCUCCGAGGAGUUUCGCGCCUCCGCCUAAUCUCAACGAUAUCCCUCCUGCACCGCUUGAUGAAGCCACAGGAGACGAUGCAUUUGCUCGACGCGCGCGCAUGACGGUAGGUCAAUUAGAUACAUUAAUGUCUGGUCAGACGCCUCCUCCGCCUCCUCCCGAAGAGCCAUCUGCUCCAAUUCCAGAUGACCCCACCGGUGAAGAUGCCUACCUGAGACGGCUGCAAAUGGCGACUGGAGCUCAGCCUGCGCCGCACCAGCCCCCUGCGCCUCCGCCUAGGCCUUUGGAUGCGCUGCAGCCAGCCUCUGCCACUAUCUCUCGUGCGCCGGUCCGAUAUACCCUGCCUCCACCUCCGGAAGAUAUUCCGGCCACAGAAGCAGAGCUUGAAGAAGUCUUUGCGAAGGAAGAACCUGCAGAGGAUACACCCGACGAAGAAGGCGGCCAGCGCUCGCUCCGACCGGGACAAAAGGGAUUUGCUGAGAGAUUGCUGGCGAAGUAUGGGUGGACUAAAGGAUCUGGCCUGGGUGCCACGGGGUCGGGUAUCGUCAAACCGUUGCAGGUCAAAGUUGAGAAGCAGAAGAAGCGACCAGACUCGGAAGGCGGUGGUUUUGUUACUCCUGCUGGCAGGGGCAAAAUCAUUGGUGGUAAGAGGAAAGCGGACGAAGAGGAGGGCAAGUUCGGCCGUAUGAGCGAAGUCAUCAUCCUCAAGGGUAUGCUUGAUGGGAUGGACCUGGAUGCUGAGCUCGAGGGUGAUCAAGACGGAGGGCUGAUGCAAGAGAUCGGCGAGGAAUGCUCAGAAAAGUACGGUCGUGUGGAGCGUGUCUUCAUUUCCCGUGAAUCUGGGCCUCCUGUGCCGGUCUUUGUCAAGUUUACUAACCAGUUAUCGGCUUUACGCGCGGUGAAUGCCCUGGAAGGCCGAGUGUUCAACGGCAACACAAUCACAGCACGUUUCUAUGACACUCAGAAAUUCGAAGAAGGGAUAUAUGACGAUCAGUAG